Danio rerio (zebrafish) is the source of this 1368-nucleotide messenger RNA. NCBI's taxonomy places the organism in Eukaryota, Metazoa, Chordata, Actinopteri, Cypriniformes, Danionidae. The record is from RefSeq and is a predicted model, not a curated record.
AGGGAGGAUCAGAAGGUCAGGAAAGUAUAAAGCUUGCUCUAGCUACAAACUUUCAGACACAGUUUGCUGCAGUGAUCAUGAUGUCCUUCAAGACUGCACUGGCUCUGCUUCUUCUAGCCAUGUUCAGCAUGGUUGCCGAAUCAUCAUGGGGCAACGGGAAAGGAAAUUCUUACAAUUAUGACCUUUCCAAAAUGUCUGAUCUGAGGAAACUAUACAACUCCAAAGUUUUCAAGGCAGAGAGAAUGACCAGGCCUCUGGAGGGCAUGUCUUUCCAAGUCGGCGUACUCAGUCACUCCGGAGUUAGAGUGACUAUAGAAGACGGCACUAUAUGGCUGGUUCAUAAAGGAGAUGGCUAUGGUAUCUCAUCACAGACCGUUGUGGUGGCUGCCCGUCAUAUGAGCAGUAACUGGAAGAUUGUCGAGACUAAAAAUUUCGGUGGAAGCAAGACGGUAUCUGAUUUUGUGAAGGCUGGAGGAACAGACUACAAACUUUUGUUUGAUAACUGCCAUGAUGCCGCAAACCGGAUGAUGGGUGGUUAAAUAUACUAUAAAAAAACUACACUGAAGCCUAAAUGGUUUUCUUGUGAAGAGAACAUUACUUUUACAAAAAACAUUUUGUUAAUGUACCUUUUUAUUGAAUGUUUUUCAAAUGUAUGAUUGUGUAUAGAUGUGUGUUGAAUAUUAGUAUCUUUUGACGUUUUAAAAAUGUCCGACUCAAUAAUAAUGGACUUGAUAUUAAAACAUACCUGCAGGUGGCGACAGAGGUUCAUGUGUCCAUUUGCUUAUCCAGAAGGUAAACAGAUUUUAGUGAUUGAUUGUUGUAUGAAUAUUGCACAUGUACACAAUAAAAUAAGCACCUAGUUAUAAAAAGCAAAAGACACCUCGAGGCAAUUGCUUUUACUACAGUUUUUUUUUUUUUUUUACCUCUAUGUACAUGCAUGCCAUGUUUGUUUUGAGUAUGGUAUAACAAGAAAUGUCAGAUUAAUUAUGGGUGUCAGUUGUAACAGUACAAACAUCAACCUCUUUGGCAAAUAUAUGAACUAACUUCCUCCACCCAACCAGUGCUUUCCAUGAGAGUUUAAAACAUAUGCAUCGCAUGUUUGUUUUGAUUAAGCACAGUUAAGUUUAGCUUUAGGUAACAGGGAUGUAAAAAUAUAGCUCUGGUAACAAAAUCUCAUCAGACACUCACAAGCUUGAGUUUGCUGUGAGCAUGACGCCCUAUAAGACUGCACUGGUUUUGCUACUCCUGGCCAUAAGGCUUAGUGUCUGAAUACUCAUGGGGCAAAGUAGCUACAUUUACAAAUCUAUGUCCGAUUCGUUUACAACUACAUUGUUAUCAUCACCCAAGUCAAUAAAUACAAUUAAUCAA